Penaeus indicus is the source of this 711-nucleotide messenger RNA. RefSeq names its product coiled-coil domain-containing protein 25-like. NCBI's taxonomy places the organism in Eukaryota, Metazoa, Arthropoda, Malacostraca, Decapoda, Penaeidae. Bases 121 to 672 code for a protein of 183 amino acids. The transcript is spliced from 6 exons. The record is from RefSeq and is a predicted model, not a curated record.
CCUCGUGAUGGGUUGUUAAAGCGAUGUUUACAUUAGAAUCAGCUGUUCAAAAUCAGCUGUUCAAAGCUCACGCGUGACGGCUGACCUGCGUUGCUCUCGGUCACGUAUUUCGCGUCGAAAAUGGUGUUUUACUUCACUAGCAAAGUGGUCGACCCACCAGUCACACUGUUCAUGGGAAUUGAUAAAUACGAAAAUGAAGAACUAAUCAAGUGGGGUUGGCCUGAAGAUGUCUGGUUCCAUGUGGAUAAGGUAUCUUCUGCUCAUGUCUAUCUGCGACUGAACCCAGGUCAAACUAUUGAUGACAUUCCCAUGGGUGUUAUAGAAGAUGCUGCCCAACUCUGCAAAGCCAACAGUAUCCAAGGUAAUAAAAUGAAUAACGUUGAUGUAGUCUACACCUUAUGGGCAAACUUGCGAAAGACCCCUGGAAUGGACGUGGGACAAGUUGGAUUUCACAAUGAAAAGGAGGUUAGAAAAAUUCGUCUUGAGAAACGCAUCAAUGAAAUUGUCAAUCGUCUAAAUAAAACAAAGACAGAGGCUCAUCCUGAUUUUAGACAAGAGAAAGAAGAAAGAGACAGACAAGAAAGAAAUGCACAGAAAAAAGAAUUAAAAGAUAAACAGAGAAAAGAAAAGGAGGAAAUUGAAAGAAGGAAGAAGGAAGAAGAAUUAAAGUAAUUUCUUUUUUCUUUUGAGAGAGUGUGUGUGUGUGUGUGU